Molecule: messenger RNA, 2794 nt
Organism: Gavia stellata (red-throated loon)
Lineage: Eukaryota; Metazoa; Chordata; Aves; Gaviiformes; Gaviidae
Gene: CLTB
Product: clathrin light chain B
Exons: 6
Coding region: 4-723 (239 amino acids)
Biological process (GO): clathrin coat assembly; clathrin-dependent endocytosis; intracellular protein transport
Cellular component (GO): clathrin coat of coated pit; synaptic vesicle membrane; postsynaptic endocytic zone cytoplasmic component
Molecular function (GO): structural molecule activity; clathrin heavy chain binding
Source: RefSeq, a predicted model, not a curated record
GCCAUGGCCGACGACUUCGGCUUCUUUUCCUCGUCCGAGGGGGCCGGCGCCGAGGAGGACCCGGCCGCCGCUUUCCUGGCCCAGCAGGAGAGCGAGAUCGCGGGCAUCGAGAACGAUGAGGGCUUCGGGCCGACCGACGGCGAAUCGGCCACCGCCCCGGCCGGGCAGGCGGCCCCGCCGGAACCGGGUGAGCGCCGCGCUGCGCCGGCCACUGUCAAUGGAGAUGUCUUUCAGGAGUCCAAUGGCCCCACGGAUGCCUAUGCAGCCAUAGCCAAGGCUGACCGUCUGACCCAGGAACCUGAGAGCAUCCGCAAGUGGAGGGAGGAGCAGAAGAAGCGCCUGGAGGAGCUGGAUGCGGCAUCAAAGGUGACUGAGCAGGAAUGGCGUGAGAAGGCCAAGAAGGACCUGGAGGAGUGGAACCUGCGUCAGAAUGAGCAGAUGGAGAAGAACCGGGCAAACAACAGGAUCGCUGACAAAGCCUUUUACCAGCAGCCGGACGCCGAUGUGAUUGGCUAUGUUUCUGCCAGUGACAGCCCUCAAUGUCUCUGCAGGGCCUCAGAGGAAGCAUUCCUGAAGGAGUCCAAGGAGGAAACCCCAGGCUCCGAGUGGGAGAAGGUGGCCCAGCUCUGUGAUUUCAACCCCAAGAGCAGCAAGCAGAGCAAGGAUGUCUCGCGGAUGCGCUCGGUGCUCAUCUCCCUCAAACAGACGCCCCUGUCCCGCUAGCUGCCACUGGCACAGCCGGGAGCGCAGCAGGGCAAGGCCAAGCUCACUGAGCCGGGCGGCUUCACGGGGCCAGCCCAGGAGGGGCCUCACCCUGCCAGUCCCCUGCUCCCUGGUGUGCGCCUCGGCUGUGCUCGAGUCACUGGUUGUAACUCUCCCCAUGGUUUUCCUUUGCUUAAAAGGUGCAUCGGUCUCUUUUUACACUUAUUUAUUACUGUGGCAUUUCCCCGGGAAGCGACACUGGGUGGCAGAGCUGAGUUAGCUGGGGAGCCCCCGGCCUGGGCUUUGCGGGAGGUUGUGCCCAGGGCCCUGGCUGAGUGAGAGGGGGAACACCCCACCCCGUGUUCCCCACCUCACCCCUGUGCUGGGAAUAAACCUGCCUGCGGCUGUCCUGGUGCCAGGCAGGUGCAGGCAUGGCAGCCCCAUGUCUGGGCCUGGGUCCUAGCCCCAAGGCAGCGAUCCUAGUGGGACCCGUAGCUCCCAUCUGCCUUUCUGGCAGGGUUUACAGCAGAGCUGGCUGUGGGGCUGGGAGUGUGGAGGAACAGCCCUGACUCAGCUAUGCAACACAAGGUUCUGCAGGGAGCGCAGCCGCAGUGCGAUGUUGCUGGGCUAGCAGGGAGUGAGGAAUGUGAGUUCAGCACCCAGGCUGGGCUGGAAAUGCCAGCAGUUGCCCCAAGCACAGCAGACCUCUCCCCAGCCUGGCUGUGCACCUGAAAAAGCUGGCAAAGCUCCGAGCAGCAGUUGCAGUGUCUGUGUCCCAUCUGUCCUGUGGGGCUGCUGGUGCCAAGGCAGCACAGUAGUGCAGGGCACUAGGAAGGGGCCAUGGGGUGAGCGUGCAGGAUGUUUUCUGUCAUCCCCCAAGACCACCAGCAGUUGGGAAUGUGGGGUGCCAGGCUUUGUGGGCCCUUGGCUCUGCUCUAUUCCUUCCCCUGCUACUAGGAUGGGAGAUGGAGGCUGUGUGGUUGCAGGGAAGCAGAUAGGAAGGUCCAGCUGCUGUGGGGCAGGUGAAGCCCCCAGCUCCCUAACCCAGGGGCCCAGAGCAGGAUUGGGCAGAGUUCUGGUGCCGGGACUUGUGCUGUCCCUGGAGAACAACCCGUGUAUCUGUCUGCAGCUACUCUGUGGCUUCUCUUUGACCUCCGCUGGAUUUGCACACUUAAGGCAGCAUGGCAAGAUGCCUCAGUCCCGCUCCCCGCCCCACAAUGCACACGCUUUCCAGCCCAAACACUGGGUUUCUCUCUGCUUGGCAGGGCUGGCACCAGCCCCUCCAGCUCAGAGGCCCAGCCCUAGAAACCUGCAAAACUCCCACAUAGCAGGAGAGGGGCAGCCCUGCAUGCACCCUGCUGUGGGGCAGCCCUGCAUACACCCUGCUGUGGGGCAGCCUGGAGCUUGUGCCCCAGGUCUGGCCCACCAGGGGCUUGGGAAGGUCUCGCAGCAGCGGGCUGGGGGGACAUGGAGCAGAGUCCACAAAACAUUUGCUUGAGCCUCACUGCACAGCUCUGCUCAGCCAAAAAGCAAGUGUACAGAGCUCUCCUGCCCUGCAGCUAUGGCUCCAUGAGUCAGGAAGGUCACCUGCCCUGCUGCUGCAGCCCUCAUGGGGUGACUGGGCACCCCAGGCUCUGGGGCACGGGCUCAGCAGUGGGCUGGGAAGUGAAAUGGGUGCAUAGGGAGUCACUCGGUGUUGUGUGCUGGGAUUGUGCCCCCUUGUCCAUAGGGCUGAUUGCUCCUACUCUGUCCCCCUGCACUCCAGCAUAUGUAGGCACCUCUGCUGUGGUGUGGGAUGGAUGCUGAUGCAGGAUACCUCGGGACUUGGCUGCCUGCUUCCGCCUUUCACUGCAGAGCAGCAGGAAGUGCCUCUGGCUGCUUCCUGGGGGCAGGGAGCCCCCCCUGCGCUCUGGCCCUCCAGCCCCGGCAGGCAGCCAGGCCCCUGGGUCCCCCAGCUGCCAUGCACUCCAUGUCAGGCAGGGGCAGCCAGCUCCUGGGGAGCCAUGCCCACAGCUGUUCUACAUCCCCUUGGCUUUGGUUAUCUGUGACUGUUCAAAUUACCUGUUAAAAUAAACCGACAUCUCCAAUCCUA